Lodderomyces oxycetoniae is the source of this 1503-nucleotide messenger RNA. It is a transcript of the gene MED18, whose product is annotated as Med18p. The record is from RefSeq and is a predicted model, not a curated record. Bases 1 to 1503 code for a protein of 500 amino acids. The transcript has a single exon. Gene Ontology annotation, cellular component: core mediator complex; mediator complex. Gene Ontology annotation, biological process: regulation of transcription by RNA polymerase II; termination of RNA polymerase II transcription. Gene Ontology annotation, molecular function: transcription coregulator activity. Lineage: Eukaryota; Fungi; Ascomycota; Pichiomycetes; Serinales; Debaryomycetaceae.
AUGGUUCAUCAACUAUCGUUGGUGGCUUCGAUACCUCAUUCAAGUUACUUACAAACAAUAGCUACUCUACAAGCCAUCACGGGACAAGUUCAACCACAACAAAUCUCGACAUAUACGCUAAUUGCUAAACCAAACCAUGUAUUCAAACCGAAAUUUGAACCCGGUAAGAUAAACCAAAUUGAGCAGUAUUUUAUGAAAUGCACAACGACUUGGCUGCUGUUUUUGGAACUAGACUUGUCCAAGCCGGUAUUGAAUAACAAGAUCAAUGGAACACAGGAUAUUAUAGCGAGAAAGUUGUUUAUCGAGGAGGAGAAAACUAGUAGAGACAAUGACUGCAACGUUGGCAAUAGCAAAGACACUAUCGAGCGAAGCGAGAUAGUGGACCAGCACUGUCUAAACAGACACGGGCUUAAUAGCAAAGACACUAUCGAGCAAAGCGAGAUACUGGAGCAGCACUGUCUACACUGUCUAAACAGACACGGGCUUAAUAGCAAAGACACUAUUGAGCGAAGCGAGAUACUGGAUCAGCACUGUCUACACUGUCUACACAGACACGGGCUUAACAGCAACGUUGGCAAUAGCAAAGAAAAGCUUGCAAGUGAGGGACAGUUUGGUAAUGAAAAAGUAUGGACUUUUCAAAUUUGUGAUAUACCUAUUGCAGGAAAGAAUCAAAGUUGUCUGCAGCAGACUAUAUAUGAAAGUACCUUGAUACACACGCACAUUGCCGUCGAUAGCCAAGUAGAGAAUGAAAUAAAAGUAAAGCUAGAAAAGAAACAGAGUGAAGCUGAAGCUGAAGGUGAAGCUGAGCAGAACUUUUCCAAAAAGAGCCAAGAAGAAGAAACAGAUGCAAUGCAGAUUGACUCCAUGGAGGGUGGGAAAGGCGGCGGCAAUGCUCAACCCGCAAUCAAGUCUGAAGAUGAGCCCAAAACUGAACUAAAAAUUGAACCCAGCACGGCCCCAAAAACCGAUCCUAGCAUGGUCCCAAAAACUGAACCCAGCACGGCCCCAAAAACUGAACCCAGCACGGCCCCAAAAACUGAACCCAGCACGGCCCCAAAAACUGAACCCAGCACGGCCCCAAAAACUGAACCCAGCACGGCCCCAAAAACUGAACCCAGCACGGCCCCAAAAACUGUCACCAAGCGUAGAAAUGACUCCUUUUUGAUAUUCUUGAACGAUUUAGGAUACUCGGUGAUAAAUCAAUACUGGGUAAAGGGAGUACGGUUCUUUUAUGGUGACAUCAUAAUUGAACUAUUUAAAGUGUUCAUUCGUGAUGACUCUCAGUCAGAAGAUGAUGAUCGAGGAAUCAAGUUGAAACUUCUUGAUGACUCAAAUACUUUCCAAAUUAAAUGUUAUAUAAACAUUGCCAAAUCAACAGAGAUUGAGUUGAUAAACCAGGGUGUUAAGCAUUUAGGACAUUUACAGGAUCUCAUUAAGGGAUUAUUUUUGUUGGAGAUUUCAGAUAGAAGUUUUUUGGAUUCAAGAGUAACAAAUGUAAAGUAA